AUGUCAACACACAAAACCAACACCAAGAAAUUUCUCCUGGCUUACCUACGAUCCUCUGACCAAUUGAUCGUCAGGCGUAAGAAACAGUGGGGUUCCGUGAAGAAGGGAUGGAAAACUACCGAAGAAGUUCUUGAUGCGAUUGACGACCUAGUUAAUGAAAAGCCUCAAUGUCGACAGAAAUGGAAUGAUUGGGUCUUGAAAAAGGCCAAGGUGAUUGUAGCAGCACAAUCUCCCCCAACUGGUAGUCUUUACAUCAACAUCAACAAACUCGAUACAACUUUCUUUGACCGCGAAACCAAUGUUAAAAGAGAGGCAACUAUCAUCAAAAGCAUGAACUUUAUCCAUGAAUUAAUAUCUUUUAAACUUGGUGUUGAUAAGCAUUCAGGAGUUGGAAUGACUUCCGAUAGCUCAGGUUCCGAAGAGGACUUCAACAUUGAUUCCGACACCGGCUUGGCCUUGCACAACAACUUUUCUUCGAAAACUAAGUUGCCUGAAGAUGACGUUUAUCACAAAUCAAAUAACAAAGCAGAAAACACAAAGACCCGAUUGAAAGCGGAUAACGCAAAGUCUAUCAAGAAGAAAAUCAAAGCUGCUGGGACUCUCGGUUUCCUUAUAUGUAUUGACAAUCUGGACAUGAUGGAGCGGGUACACACUAGGCGAUUGGAUGCAACUAGCAAAAUUUUCCAUGGUACUUGGGGUUAUGUUCAUUAUCUGAAACCCGAUUUACUCACUUUUGUAAAUUCAGAAGAAUGUACAGUGCCAGCUUUUCAGGGUUUUGUCAAAUCCGAUUGUGAAAAGCCUGUAAACUCAGGAGAUUUACUUCCUACACAAGAUGAACAAAUUCGAUGGACUCUCACUCUGAAGAAUCAAAUUGCUCAGGUCCUCCUACGAUAUAUGAAGAGUCCCAAGAAGUUCAAGAAACUGUCAAUAUUGAACCUUAGCGCCAUUGACCAGAUCAAGCCCGAAAUACCUGAUAUCGACAUGCUCAAACUGAUGGAUUCAUCAGACAACGGUUCUGAAGGCAUUGCUUCCCUUUAUGACGAGAUCAGUAAACAGACCGGCCUCUCCCCUGAGGAUUUUUCGAAUGGAUUGAACAGAUACAUGAGGCCACCAUUGCAAGCUGCAUAUUUUCACAAUCUCGUUGAUAUGACUGUUGAGCUCUUUGAGGAAGCCGUUGAUAAAGUAUAUUUAGCUUACUUUUCGGGACGAGCCACACGUCUGGCGCGCCAAAAUGGAGAUAGCAAGAAACUCCAGCUGGGACCCGGAACAGACAUUCACAGAUUAAAAGAGACAUACUCUCUUACAGUGGGUCUGCUUUCACAUUUGGUUAAUACAAUGAAGGGUAGAGCAGGUCUGAACAAUGUGCGACAAUCCCGUCAAAAUAAAAUCACACCAGCUUCCAUGAUUUGA
Molecule: messenger RNA, 1410 nt
Organism: Melampsora larici-populina 98AG31
Lineage: Eukaryota; Fungi; Basidiomycota; Pucciniomycetes; Pucciniales; Melampsoraceae
Exons: 7
Coding region: 1-1410 (469 amino acids)
Source: RefSeq, a predicted model, not a curated record